Messenger RNA from Eruca vesicaria subsp. sativa (arugula), 1699 nucleotides. Lineage: Eukaryota; Viridiplantae; Streptophyta; Magnoliopsida; Brassicales; Brassicaceae. The record is from the annotation of a GenBank genome assembly.
GAGUUUUUCAGACACGACAAACCAAACACAUAGAGAGUUUCUGCGGAGAAGCUCCAUUGAUGACGGAAACUGGUGAUCAUACUUCAGUUCCGGCCAGCGUGGUCAGGCAAAUCCCAUUUCUUGUUAUCUUCAAAGAUUUAACACAUGUAUUCAGUAAGGAUGCAAUUGGACGAGAGAUAUUAGGCAUAGCGUUUCCAGCGGCUUUAGCUUUAGCUGCUGAUCCAAUAGCCUCCCUGAUUGACACCGCUUAUAUCGGACGUUUAGGAGCGGUUGAGCUAGCAGCAGUUGGAGUAUCUAUUGCUAUAUUCAAUCAAGCUUCUAGAAUCACGAUAUUCCCAAUUGUGAGCGUUACAACUUCCUUUGUCGCUGAGGAAGACACGAUGGAGAAGAUGAAAGAAGACGAAGCAAAGAAAACCAGUCUUGUUCAUGCAAAUACUUUAGCUGUUCAAGAUUCAUUGGAAAAAGGCAUUGCGUCACCCACAAGUAACAACAUGAACCAGCCGCAGCAGCCGCCAGCUUUAGCUACAAAGUCAAGCAGCGGAACCAAAGCAAAUAAGAAGGGAAAGAAGAAUAUCAAAUCGGCAUCAACGGCUAUGAUCAUAGGACUAAUCCUAGGCCUUUUGCAAGCUAUAGUUUUGAUUUUCAGCUCAAAACUGCUCCUAGGUGUCAUGGGAGUGAAACCGAAUUCAGCAGUGUUAUCACCAGCUCACAAGUACUUAACCAUACGAUCACUAGGUGCUCCUGCAUUGCUUCUAUCACUUUCAAUGCAAGGCAUCUUUCGUGGCUUCAAGGAUACCACAACUCCUCUCUAUGCUACUAUUGUAGCAGAUGUUAUUAAUAUCAUUCUCGACCCUAUUUUCAUCUUUGUGCUUCACCUUGGUGUCAGCGGUGCGGCCAUUGCCCAUGUCAUUUCUCAGUACUUCAUGACUCUAAUAUUGUUCAUUCGCCUCGCGAGUAAAGUUAAUUUGAUGCCACCAAACUUUGGAGCUUUGCAGUUUGGAAAGUUCCUUAAAAAUGGUGGAUUACUGCUGGCAAGGACCAUAGCUGUAACGUUUUGUCAGACACUAGCAGCAGCAGUGGCGGCUCGGCUCGGAACAACACCAAUGGCUGCUUUUCAGAUAUGUUUACAAGUCUGGUUAACUACUUCUCUCCUUGCCGAUGGUCUUGCCGUAGCUGGUCAGGCGAUUUUGGCUUGUUCUUUUGCCGAGAAGGACUACAACAAAGUGUCUUCUGCUGCAUCCCGUGUUCUACAGAUGGGAUUUGUGCUAGGACUUGGACUGUCCCUUUUCGUUGGACUAGGACUAUACUUUGGUGCCGGAAUAUUCACUAAGGACCCUGCCGUUAUUCACCUCAUAGUGAUUGGAAUACCGUUUGUGGCAGCAACACAGCCAAUAAACUCACUUGCUUUUGUGUUGGAUGGAGUCAAUUUUGGAGCAUCUGAUUUUGCUUACACUGCUUACUCCAUGUUAGGAGUUGCGGGCAUAAGCAUAGCAGCAAUAAUAUACAUGGCAAAGUUCAACGGUUUUCUUGGAAUAUGGAUAGCUCUUACGAUCUAUAUGGGCCUCCGAGCUAUUACUGGAAUUGCCAGGAUAGCAACAGGAACUGGACCUUGGAGAUAUUUGCGUGGACGGUCUCCUUCAUCUUCCUAGGACUUAGUUUAUAACGAGAUGCAUCUUUUUCAGCCUUUCUUCGUUUUUGG